AUGUCUGGAUUCAAAACCUUCGCUGUUGUCGGUGCGGGAGAUAUUGGCCGCUUUAUUCUCGAGGAGCUCGUCCGUCAUAUUCCGGAUGAAACUGUGACCAGUGUCGUCGCCCUUACUCGCUCGAGCGUCGGCUACGAAGAUUUGAAGGCACAGGGAAUUGUCUUCAAAACAAUCGACUACUCGGAUCCUGCAGGUCUCCUCGCUUCCCUGCAAGGCAUCGAUGUGGUGAUCUCCGCCAUUUCAGGGGGUGGCCUCCUUGCCCAAAUCUCCUUGGCAGAUGCGGCUAAGGCAGCUGGCAUCAAGCACUUCGUCCUCUUUGAGUAUGGCAACCCCACUAUUGGCAAGACCGAAGGCAUCUUUGGAUUGAAGAACCGUGUCCGCGAGCAUCUCCUGGCGCUCGACCUCCCCUAUUCGCAGUUCUUCACGGGUGCGUUCGCCGAUUGGUUCUUCGACGGACGUCCUGAGUGGGCUUUCGACCUCCCCAACGGCAAGGCAGUGGUGCGCGGUUCCGGGAAUGCGCCGAUCUCGUGGACGUCUAGUCCCGAUAUCGCCCGCUACAUCGUUUAUAUCCUCACCCACCUCUCUCCGGCGGAACAGAAGAACACGCGGUUUGCGAUGGAGGGCGAUAGGAAGACGAUCAAUCAAGUCUUGGAAGAGUACCAAACUCGCACCGGCAAGAAGCUUGACAUCACCUACGAAUCAAAGGAGUUCUUGGAGAAGCAGGUCGAGGAGCACCCUGAUGACUUCGAGAAUGGUGUCAUUAGACGUCUGUUCUUGGAAUGGGAAAAUGGCCAGGGACAGACCGGAACGCCAGAGGAGGUGAACAAGUAUUGGCCUGAAUUUAGGCCCGCCAAGGUGGUCGACGUCAUCCUCAGGCUCUAG
This is a messenger RNA of Dacryopinax primogenitus, 882 nucleotides long. Its product is annotated as NADP-binding protein. The transcript has 2 exons. The coding region runs from base 1 to 882 and encodes 293 amino acids. NCBI's taxonomy places the organism in Eukaryota, Fungi, Basidiomycota, Dacrymycetes, Dacrymycetales, Dacrymycetaceae. The record is from RefSeq and is a predicted model, not a curated record.